UUCGUUUAUUUUUAUUAUUUUUAUUCGAGAAAGCAAAUAUAAAAAAAAUUAUACUUAGUAAGCAUGAUUUGGGGCAAACUGUUUUCCAUACUGUUUUUAAUCGCUAAAUUUUCUGAUCGGUCAUCUGCACGAGUCGGGUUCCAUAAAGAAAUUCAACUAUCUUGUGUUUCGGAUGACUUUGCCAAGGCAUUCAGCACUUUUCAUAUUAAAUACGAUGAACAAAUGUCAACUUAUAAUUACAAAUUUUACGACGGAGAGAUUGAAGCAAUCAAAGGCUUGCUUGGAGAAAGGGAAAAGAUAAUCUUUUUCUUCUUGGGGCACGAGGACUUUCUGCAGAAUCCAUCUGGAAGAAAUUUUAAAGCAGCAAGAGCACAAUUGUUGGACACAAAAGCAACCGUUUGCAUUGUUAAUUAUGAUUUUAUUUGUGGACCCAAUCUGAUAAAAGAUUUACAUUACUUUAUGGCAAUCAAGAAUCGUCUUCCUGCGGUUGUCGACAUGUCAGCAUCUUUCAUCCAAAAUAUUGUUGAUUCACCCAAACUCAAAAUCAAACUGUCUACUGUUUACCUUUCGGGAUUUUGUUUGGGUGGACAUGUCGCUGGUAAUGUUGGACAUGCAUUGAAAAAAAUUUAUAAGGGAAAAGAAGCAGCGGCAGUUAUUUGGGCAUUUGAUCCGCCGAAAUUUGGUUAUCCAUAUCCAAUGGAAGAAGGUAAACCAAGACGUGUACAAAAAGGCGACGCUGGAUUGGUGGUUGUUUUUCAUUCGUCUUCUUUUUGCGUACACGAUAAUAUUGCUGACGUGGAUGUUAUUUUGAAUGAUGGAAUUUCACAGCCAGGCUGCGAAAACAAUUUGAUUGUGUGUAGGUGCAAUCACAACGCCGCCUUCGUUCUUCGUGAAUUUAUAAUUUAUAAGAGUAAUUAUCUAUUGAAAACUAAACAAAAUAUACCGUAUGCAAGCUCGAAGAAUGGUACUUUUGUCUUGGAUUUCAUAAAUCCAUCUACUCAAUGCAAAGGUACUUACACUUUGAAAACGGGCAAGAUAUUUGGAAAUAAUAGUUAAAAAUAAAUUCAAACUCUAACUGUUACCAUCGAAGAAAAUAAUAAAUGAUGACUGAGAAUGCAUACGCCAGUCUUACUUGUGCAAAUUCUAA
Messenger RNA from Contarinia nasturtii (swede midge), 1147 nucleotides. RefSeq names its product probable phospholipase A1 magnifin. Gene Ontology annotation, molecular function: lipase activity. The coding region runs from base 64 to 1056 and encodes 330 amino acids. The transcript has 6 exons. The record is from RefSeq and is a predicted model, not a curated record. NCBI's taxonomy places the organism in Eukaryota, Metazoa, Arthropoda, Insecta, Diptera, Cecidomyiidae.